This is a messenger RNA of Phacochoerus africanus (Common warthog), 2040 nucleotides long. Its product is annotated as zinc finger protein 764-like. The transcript is spliced from 3 exons. The record is from RefSeq and is a predicted model, not a curated record. Gene Ontology annotation, biological process: regulation of transcription by RNA polymerase II. Gene Ontology annotation, molecular function: RNA polymerase II cis-regulatory region sequence-specific DNA binding; DNA-binding transcription factor activity, RNA polymerase II-specific. Gene Ontology annotation, cellular component: nucleus. Bases 370 to 1596 code for a protein of 408 amino acids. NCBI's taxonomy places the organism in Eukaryota, Metazoa, Chordata, Mammalia, Artiodactyla, Suidae.
CCGCCGCGCUCUGGGCAACGCCGCCCCCCGGCCGGUGGCAGAGCCUUGUCGGGCGUCCUGUCGCCGCUGCGGCCAUAUUGACUGAGGGCUCGAAGACAAAGCCACCUGGAGACACCGGCUUGGCGUCAUCUGGGCACGACGGCGUGGGAGCAAAGUUCGUGGGGCGGUGUUGCCGCCAUCUCUCAGGAAGGCACCUUCUAGUCCUGGUUCUCCGGGCAUCUUCGGCCACCCGUGGGUCCUCGAGGGGCUGUUCCUGCUCCCCCGGCCCCAGACCCUUGGGCCGGGCCGGGGAGCAACCCGGAUCGCCUCUCCUGCAUGGACCCCGGCCGGUAGGGGUGGCGCUGGCCCGCCGCCGGGGUGGCACUUACGAUGGCGCCGCCCCCGGCCCCGCUCCCCACGCGGGAAUCUAACGGGGCUGGGGGCCAGUGGGGGACACCGGAGCCCGUGAGGUUCGCGGACGUGGCCGUGUACUUCUCUCCGGAGGAGUGGGCGUAUCUGCGGCCCGCGCAGAAGGCCCUCUAUCGGGACGUGAUGCGCGAGACCUACGGCCUCCUGGGCGCGCUCGGCUUUCGAGGCACCAAGCCAGCCCUCAUCUCCUGGGUGGAGCAAGAGGCCGAACUGUGGGGUCUAGAGGCCAGGGAUCCGGAGGUGGGAGAGUGUCUGACAGAGGCAGACACAGGUUCUAGAGACCUGGAAGAGAAAAGACAAAGAGAAGAGACAGAGGCUCUGGGGAAGAUCUUUUCUGUGGACGCUCAGCCUCCGGGGCUGACGGCUCUCAAACCGCUUUCCACUGGGUUUUCUGGUGGUUGGGAGCAGCCAUCCAAGAUGCCUCGCCGGGGUCGCCCGCCACUCUGCGCCCAUCCCCCGGUCCCCAGGGCAGACCAGCGCCACGGUUGCUACGUGUGCGGGAAGAGUUUCGCCUGGCGCUCCACCCUGGUGGAGCAUCUGUACAUGCACAAGGGUCAGAAGCCCUUCUGCUGCCCUGACUGCGGCAAGGGCUUCAGCCAGGCCUCCUCUCUGAGCAAGCACCGGGCCCUCCACCGUGGCGAGCGGCCCCACCGCUGCCCGGACUGUGGCCGCGCCUUCACCCAGCGCUCCGCGCUCACCACCCACCUCCGGGUGCACACGGGCGAGAAGCCCUACCGCUGUGCCGACUGCGGCCGCUGCUUCAGCCAGAGCUCCGCCCUCUACCAGCACCAGCGGGUCCACAGCGGCGAGACCCCGUUCCCCUGCCGGGACUGUGGCCGCGCCUUCGCCCACGCCUCCGACCUCCGGCGCCACGUGCGCACCCACACGGGCGAGAAGCCCUACCCAUGCCCAGACUGCGGGCGCGGCUUCCGACAGAACUCCGAGAUGGCAGCCCAUCGGCGCACGCACAGCGGCGAGCGCCCCUACCCCUGUCCUCAGUGUGGCAGGUGCUUUGGCCAGAAGUCAGCCGUGGCCAAGCACCAGUGGGUGCAUCGGCCUGGCGCCGGCGGCCGCGGGGGCCGGGCUGCCAGCGGGGUGCCGGCACCCUUGGCUUCUGGCGGCGGGGGGGACCUGGACCCACCCGUGGGCUUCCAGCACUACCCAGAGAUCUUCCAGGAGUGUGGGUGAUGGCCUCAAAGGUGACAAGGCAGAAGUUGAAGACCUAGACAUUGUCCGAGGCCCAGGGUGGCCUCAGGGGCCUGAAAGUCUGUGGCAGCUCCAGGGAGGUCACAGAAUUCCCCCCCCCAACCCCAGAGCUGGACCUGGGGUAUGAGGACUGGGUCAUCUUAGGCCCUCACCAGCUUGAUCUGCUGAUACUUGUUCCUUACUGGCCCAGACUCUAGGAGCACCCGGUUUGCUGAGUUAGGGCUGAGGGAAGAACCCCCACUGUGGGGAAGAAAAGGCUGUGGCUCAGCUUAGAUGUAAGAGGAUGGAGGUGGAGAACCGUGUUUUACCCUUUGACGUCACUGCAGAAGUUAAAAACUGGAGUUCCCGUUGUGGCUCAGUGGUUCACGAACCCAACUGGUAUCCAUGAGGACGUGGGUUUGAUCCCUGGCCCCACCCAGUGGGUUA